CUACGCGAUUGGUUUAUUGUACGGAGUUGACGGGCCGUGGACUUCUUUUAUAUGAGUAAAACUCAUUAAAACACGUGAAUUUUUAUAAAGUGUAUGUGUGUUUGUAUUGAACUUUAUUGUUUUGUGUCAUUUAACUUUAAACGAAAAUUAUAUAUUUCAUACGACACUGAAAGUUUUGCCAAAAUGGGACGCAAAGUGACAGUAGCUGUAUGUACUUUAAACCAAUGGGCCUUAGACUUCGAGGGAAAUUUGAGCAGAAUCCUUCAAUCUGUACAAGAAGCUAAAGAAUUAGGAGCUAUGUAUCGCACGGGGCCAGAAUUGGAAAUAUGUGGUUACAGUUGUGAAGACCACUUCUAUGAAUCUGAUACCUACCUCCACAGUUGGCAAGUACUAGCGGAGUUGCUCAAAUCGCCAACAUGUAAAGACAUACUUAUAGACGUUGGUAUGCCAGUGCAACAUAGAAAUGUUUCUUACAAUUGUAGAGUAGCAUUUCUCAAUAAGAAAAUCAUACUUAUCAGGCCGAAGAUGAUGCUGUGCGAAGAUGGAAAUUAUAGGGAGACACGAUGGUUCUCUCCUUGGACGAAAGAAAGACAAAUUGAAGAUUACUAUUUACCAAGAAUGAUAACAGCUAUUACUGAGCAGUCUACAGUGCCAUUUGGAGACGCGGUGAUUUCAACUAAAGACACUUGCAUAGGUUUUGAAAUAUGUGAAGAGUUGUGGAAUCCACAAAGUCGGCACAUUCCUUUGAGUCUUGAUGGUGUAGAAAUCAUAUCUAAUGGUUCUGGUAGUUAUAUGGAAUUACGAAAAGCUUACGUCACAGUGGAUUUAGUCAAGAGUGCCACCUUCAAAAGUGGAGGAGCGUAUUUGUUCAGCAACCUGCGCGGUUGCGAUGGCCAAAGGAUAUAUUUCAAUGGAUGUUCAUGUGUAGCUGUUAAUGGUGAUAUCGUUAGUAGGGGACUCCAGUUUGCAUUGCACGAUGUGGAAGUGAUUUCGGCUACAAUAGAUCUCGAAGAUAUUCGUUCGUAUAGAACUCAGAUACGGUCUCGGUCACAUUUAGCUGCUUCUAAUAAUCCGUUUCCACGAAUCAACGUAGACUUUGCGCUUUCUGAUGACGAUGAUAUAAAUUUGACAAUAAGUCCACCUAUGGAGUGGAAAUACUUGACGCCCGAGGAAGAAAUAGAAUUAGGUCCAGCUUGUUGGUUAUGGGACUACCUAAGACGUUCAGGACAGGGUGGGUUCUUCCUGCCUUUAAGCGGUGGUGUCGAUUCGACCAGUACAGCUUGUAUAGUAUUCUCGAUGUGUACCCAAAUUUGUGAUGCUAUACAAAAAGGAGAGAGUCAGGUUUUGUACGAUGUGCGGAAGAUUCUAUGCCAAUCGGACUAUACACCCUCGGAUCCAAUGGAGCUGUGUAAUAGACUGUUAGUUACAUGUUAUAUGGCUUCUGAGAAUUCUAGUCAAGAAACAAAACAAAGGGCAUCACAGUUGGCUAGUGAAAUAGGCAGCUAUCACUUUCCAAUAGUUAUAGAUGCCGCUGUGAGCGCCGUUAUAGGUAUAUUCACUACUGCUACGGGACUUGUGCCCAAAUUUAGGGCCAAAGGUGGGUGUCCCAGACAAAACUUGGCCCUACAAAAUAUACAGGCGCGACUUCGAAUGGUACUCUCUUAUUUGUUCGCGCAGCUAAUGUUAUGGGUGCGAGGUCGCCCGGGUGGCUUACUUGUAUUAGGGUCAUCUAAUGUCGAUGAAGCUCUUAGAGGCUAUAUGACUAAGUACGAUUGUUCAAGUGCCGACAUCAAUCCCAUAGGAGGUAUAUCUAAGACUGAUCUUAAAACUUUUCUGCAGUACGCCAAGAGUCGAUUCUUCUUACCGUCUUUGUCGGAGAUACUUCAGGCGCCUCCGACUGCUGAAUUGGAACCUUUGACGGACGGUCAAAUCACACAAACAGACGAGCAAGAUAUGGGAAUGACAUACGUAGAGCUAUCGGAGUUCGGGCGUCUGCGGAAAAUGCAUCAUUGUGGUCCAUACAGCAUGUUCAAUAAACUGGUACACACAUGGAGCAAUAAGUGUACACCACAAGAGGUGGCAGAGAAGGUGAAACACUUUUUCCGCUGUUACGCUAUCAAUCGGCACAAGAUGACGGUGCUGACGCCCUCGUACCACGCAGAGUCCUACAGUCCAGACGAUAAUCGUUUCGAUCACCGGCCGUUCCUCUACCGAGUGCAUUGGAACUGGCAGUUCAAAGCCAUAGACGAUGCUGUAGCGCAUAUGACGAAAGAGAAACAUAGCCUGCCACGGGACGCUGAUCGUUCACAAGUAAAACAAGAUAUCGGUAAAAUUAGCAACGGUAGCGCUUCUGCACCCAGUGUUAAUGCACCCUUAUAUUCGCGCAGGAAAGGCGUUCUCAUAUAACAUUAACGUUCAUUACCAAUUGAGAUAAACCAAAUUAAAGUGACAUAAUUAGGAUUUUAGGAGGCAAUUAUUCAAAUUAAUAUACAAUCG
Molecule: messenger RNA, 2496 nt
Organism: Diatraea saccharalis (sugarcane borer)
Lineage: Eukaryota; Metazoa; Arthropoda; Insecta; Lepidoptera; Crambidae
Source: the annotation of a GenBank genome assembly